Messenger RNA from Zymoseptoria tritici IPO323, 840 nucleotides. Its product is annotated as proteasome core particle subunit beta 7. The transcript has 2 exons. The record is from RefSeq and is a predicted model, not a curated record. Gene Ontology annotation, cellular component: proteasome core complex. Bases 4 to 840 code for a protein of 278 amino acids. Lineage: Eukaryota; Fungi; Ascomycota; Dothideomycetes; Mycosphaerellales; Mycosphaerellaceae.
AUUAUGAACCACCUUCCGCAAUCCUGGGGCAGAGCAAGUCAUACCCCGCGCGAUGAUGUCUACGGCACAUACAACUCCUCCUACCUCCCACAAUCGCACGGCGGCACCCAACAACCGAUCACGCACACGCAAUCGCCCAUCGUCACGGGAACCUCAGUCAUCGCCCUCAAGUUCAGCUCAGGCGUAGUCAUCGCCGCCGACAACCUCGCAUCAUACGGAUCGCUCGCCCGCUUCACCGAUGUCCACCGCCUCAAACCCUUCAACCGCAAGUCAGUGGUCGGAUUUGGCGGUGAUGUCAGCGACAUGCAAUACCUCGACCGCCUGCUCAACUCGUUGGACGUGGAGGAGAACUACUCGGUUGGUGCUGCGGCGGCGGAUAGCGAAGACGGCGAUGCUUUGAUGAGCGCAAAGAACCUCCACACAUACCUCGCCAAGGUCAUGUACAAGCGACGUACGGACUUCAACCCGCUAUGGAAUGCGCUGCUCGUGGCGGGUCUGGAUGAGAAGAAUAAGCCUUUCCUCGCGUCGGCCGAUUUGCUGGGAACAACAUUCAGCGCUCCUACUCUGGCGACAGGAUUCGGCGCCCAUCUCGCGCAGCCCAUCUUACGACGUGCGGUGCCGGACGAGGCGGCAGCUUCGAAGUUGAGCCGGGAGGAUGCCGUGGCCGCGGUGAAGGCUUGCAUGAAGGUGCUGUUCUACCGCGAUGCGCGGAGCAUGAACGAGUACAGCAUCGCGGUGAUCGACGAGAAGGGUGUAGAGCUGCACGAGAAUGAGAAGUUGGAGAACCAGAGCUGGGACUUCGCGGACAAGAUCAGAGGUUACGGCACACAGACAGCUUGA